Molecule: messenger RNA, 975 nt
Organism: Trichoderma virens Gv29-8
Lineage: Eukaryota; Fungi; Ascomycota; Sordariomycetes; Hypocreales; Hypocreaceae
Exons: 1
Source: RefSeq, a predicted model, not a curated record
GCGGCGGCAAAGAACCAGUUUCAGCAAUGGUAUCCGGAAUACGGCUUCAUCUUUGACCGCAUCUUGCAUAACAACUGCUCAUCGCAGUACGAACUCUACACCAACGGCACAGAGAACCGAACGGAAUGGGAACAAUCUUCCCGUUGGCUCGGUGCAGGCUCCACCUCCGCGCUCAUCGUGCCUCUUGUCAACUGCGUACUGGAGAACGCCCCCGAAUAUGUCAAGAGUGGAAUGGCUGGCGCGAGUGUAAUAUUAGGCCUGACUCCAAGUAUUCUUGCUGGCCUUGGUUCCGACUUAGCUGAGAGAUCGGUUCUAUCCGUCAUUGGAAGGCGUCCUUUCCUCGCACUUUUCCUGAGUGUGGGAUCUCCCGCCGUGUCUCCCUUGCCGCUAUUCGAGCACCGCAAGUUUAUUGAAAUCUUGGAUGAACGGAGGGGCCGAAUGGAACCCAAGUUCUUCACUAGUGAGAAGUUGUACGUCGAAAGUAUGAUUCUGAUAGCUGAGUGCUUGGUUGUCUUUGGUGCCAUUGCCAACAACGCCCUUCUUGCGCGCGACCUUGCGAUUAGAGCCGUGGCGAGUUUUGCGCCGCAGCUGACAUAUCUGCCUCUUCUCUGGAUCUCUCUGGCCGCUGCUCCGCAUAUAUUUGCGGUAAUUGCUCUUUCAUGUCUUAUUGCUGUCCAACCCGCAACACAUGAGAUGUCAUUCGGACGCCGGCUCAAGGCAUGGCUCAAGGCAUGGUUCGUGCCGUGGAUGAAGCCGGAGGCUGCUACUCUUAUAACGGAUAACGAAAGUGCAACGUACCUGUCGCUUUCGUCUUUCGUGUCAAUUCUCACUUGUAUGCAUUUCAUUUUCGGCACACUUCUCUUUUCAAGUAUUCUCUUUGUUUCAGUCCGAGAUAGCCUUCCCAUCGUGGGCCGAUUUCUAGCUUCGGUUUUUGUUUGUAGACUCGUUCUCAUGUAUGAGCUUGCGAGGCUCAGG